Cannabis sativa is the source of this 2099-nucleotide messenger RNA. Its product is annotated as serine/threonine receptor-like kinase NFP. Gene Ontology annotation, biological process: protein phosphorylation. Lineage: Eukaryota; Viridiplantae; Streptophyta; Magnoliopsida; Rosales; Cannabaceae. Bases 1 to 1890 code for a protein of 629 amino acids. The record is from RefSeq and is a predicted model, not a curated record. Gene Ontology annotation, molecular function: ATP binding; protein kinase activity. The transcript has 2 exons.
AUGACAAGAGCCAAACCUCGUUACAACUCUCUUCUUCUACUGCUACUAUUAUUCUUCUUCUUCAUCUUCAUCAUUUUCCAUUCUAAUGCUCAACCAAGCACCAUAGGCUACAAGUGCACCAUAAACCAGACCACCAGCCCAUGCCAAACUUAUGUCUUUUACAGAGGCCAGGCCCCAGAUUUCCUGGACUUAGCCACUAUAGGCGACCUCUUUUCACUUAGCAGACUAGAGAUCUCAAACCCAAGUAAUAUAACCUCUCCAUCUUCCCCACUAGUCCCAAACCAACCCCUUUUCAUCCCCGUAACAUGUUCUUGCAACUCAGUCAAUAGCAGCAUGGCCAUAUCGUAUGCCAACAUUAGCUACACAAUCAAAAAAGAUGACACCUUUUACAGAACCUCAACUGAGUACUUCCAAAACCUCACCACUUACCAAUCUGUUCAGCUAGUUAACCCAACUCUAAUACCUGUAAAUCUCACUAUUGGGGUUAGUGUCAUUUUCCCAAUCUUCUGCAAGUGUCCAAACAAAACCCAGAUUGGAAAUCAAGCCAAUCAACUCAUCUCCUACGUUUUCCAGCCUUCUGAUAACAUAUCAACUGUGGCUGCAACUUUCGGAGUCCAAACGGAGUCCAUAACCACCGUUAACGGCAACAACAUCAAGCCUUUCGACACCAUUUUCAUCCCAGUUUCUAAGCUCCCAGCCCUGUCCCAGCCCACUGUCGUUCCUUCUCCUCCUUCUCCAGAAAACGACAGCAGAAAGGGUGUCGUUACAGGGCUGGCAGUUGGGUUGGGGAUAACUGGGUUUUUGGUGGUUUUGAUUGGUGGGCUUUGGUUGUACAGAGAAAAGUCAAUGAGAAAGGAGAGAGAUCUGUGGGGUGAUGAAGAAAAGCAAAGGCAAGAACUCUAUAAAGGUGGGAAAGGUAACAAGAAUAAAGGGUUUUAUACUAAGGAGAUGGAAGAAAGUUUAAUGGCAGAUGUAUCAGGGUGUUUGGAUAAGUACAGAGUGUUUAGUAUUGAUGAGAUUGAAGAAGCCACUAAUGGGUUCCAUGAAAGUUGCUUGAUUCAAGGCUCUGUCUAUAAAGGUUCAAUUGAUGGAGACUUUUAUGCCAUCAAGAAGAUGAACUGGAAUGCCCGCGAUGAGCUCAAGAUUUUGCAGAAGGUAAACCAUGGCAAUCUUGUGAAGCUAGAAGGGUUCAGCAUAGACCCUUUAAACGCCACCUGUUAUCUGAUCUAUGAAUUUGUUGAAAAUGGCUCUGUGUAUUCAUGGCUGCAAGAAAAUGAGAAUGAAAAAUUGAACUGGAAAACAAGGUUAAGAAUCGCUGUUGAUGUUGCGAACGGCCUGCAGUACAUUCACGAGCACACUAGGCCUCGAGUUGUGCACAAAGACAUCAAGAGCACCAACAUUCUUUUGGAUGCCAACAUGAGAGCCAAGAUAGCCAAUUUUGGGCUAGCAAAGUCAGGCUGCAAUGCCAUAACAAUGCACAUAGUUGGAACACAAGGCUACAUUGCACCUGAGUAUCUUAGUGAUGGAAUUGUGUCCACCAAAAUGGAUGUGUUUGCCUUUGGUGUCAUUUUGCUUGAGCUGAUCUCGGGUAAGGAGGUCAUUGACGAUGAAGGCAAUGUCUUGUGGGCGAAGGCCGCUCAAAUUUUGGAGGGAAAUGAGGAACAUAAGGCGAAUAAACUGUGUGGUUGGAUGGAUGAAGCUCUUCGCGAAGAAUCAUACUGGAUGGAGAGCAUGAUGAGUGUUAUGUCUGUUGCUGUUGCUUGCUUGCAUAAAGAUCCAUCAAAGAGGCCUAGCAUGGUGGAUAUUGUUUAUGCCUUAUGCAAGAGUGAUGAUCUAUUCUAUGAUAUCUCAGAUGACACUUUAUCUGGUUCCCAAAUUACUGCAAGAUAAGUGGGAAUUGUGCUGAUAUUGUAAACAACAAGAAUUAACAUAAGAAAGGAGAAAAAAAAUCACUUUUUGGGCCCUUUUAGAAAUCUUUGUAAAGCAGAGUGAAAUUUAGCAGUUAAAUUUUUCUUGUAUUUGAAAUCAUGUAAAAUCAUAUAGUUUUCAACUUAAUCUAUUUUUUUUUUUAAUUAAAUGUCCUUAAAUCAUUCUGUUUA